AUGGUAGUCAAGGGUAGGUUUUCGGUCGAGGUAGUUAACGCAGUCACCAAGAUUCCUUUCAAAGAGCACGUCAGCCGCUGUGGCGAACACUACGCGGAGGUGGAGCCGGAAGCUGAGUAUUUCCUUCGUGUUGACGUCGGGGGGCAACCUAGAAGGCGGGACAAUGAAGAAGUUUACAUCGACUUUGAAGUCGAUGGCGUCGACCUUGAUUACUGCAUCUUUAUGACUCCCAAAGAUGAACCCUACCUGUGUGGUUCCUAUGAACAGAGCAAUGGACGCGCCAUUGACUGUGCCUUACAAUUUGUUACACCGCAAAGAUCAAAGACGACCUCUGCUAGCUCGUCCCCAGCGGUAGGGAAGGAAGGGACCAUAUCCGUUUCCUUUCAUACAGCAGUCUUUGAUGGCAUGGAGAUUCGAGAAGACUUCAAGUCAACAGAAGUUGCCAGUGCUUGGAGUGGAGCUGGGGCUAGAAAAGUCAAGUCUAAUUGCAAGGUCGUUCGCUCCGGUCAGGGCGCUUUUGCCCAUGAGUACGAAGUGUCGACAGGGUUGUGCAAGCGUUUCCGCCCUGGAAAACAUUUGGAAACAAUCUACCUGAAAUACUGCACUGCCCUCGGCUUGAUCCAUGCUGGUAUUCUGCCACAACCUCCGAUUUGGGAAUUGGCUCGUAUGAAGGAACGAGCUAAACAACGGGCACUUGAUAUGACGGCGGAUGCCUUUGUAAGCGUUUCGCGGGGAUUGGAGUGCAAACUUUAUGACCUCACGCAGGACGAGGACGAUCAUGGUGAUGAUUGCCUCGAGAACUCUAGUUGGAGGAUUCCUCGUAAACCUCGUUUUAGGCGCACGCAUCAUAGUCUCAACAGGACAGGCAGGUAA
Messenger RNA from Seminavis robusta, 873 nucleotides. The record is from the annotation of a GenBank genome assembly. NCBI's taxonomy places the organism in Eukaryota, Bacillariophyta, Bacillariophyceae, Naviculales, Naviculaceae.